UCAAAACAUACCCAUUUUCAACCUAACACACACACACAAUUUGAAUCUAUAUUUUUUGUCCAGUACUAGGGUUUAUAUAUAUAUGGAUUAUAAAAGAAGUACAAGUUCAAUGACUCCGGAUCAUAGCGGAAAAGUAGGUGUCGGAAUGGGGGCUGCCCCGUUGCCGUUUUAUACUCCGAGACCAGAACGUAGACGUCCUGUUGAUUCGAGAAGUAUCGAUUGGGGUUCUUCCAAUAAAAACGAUAAAGAUCGCGGUGAAGUUAAUAUCCAAGUUUUGCUUCGAUGCAGGCCGUUAAGUGAUGAAGAACAAAAGUGCAAUGUACCAAAGGUAAUAACUUGUAAUGAGCACAAAAGAGAAGUAUCGAUAUUGCAGAAUGUUGCUAACAAGCAAGUGGACAAAAUGUUUACCUUUGACAAGGUUUUUGGGCCUAAAGCACAGCAAAGAUCAAUAUAUGACCAAGCGAUUUUUCCUAUUGUAAAUGAAGUUCUCGAGGGCUUCAACUGCACGGUCUUUGCAUAUGGACAGACUGGGACGGGAAAAACAUAUACCAUGGAGGGAGGAAUGAGAAAUAAGGGUGGAGAGUUGCCUGCUGAGGCUGGAGUAAUUCCAAGAGCAGUUCGGCAAAUUUUUGAUACAUUAGAGGCUCAGAAUGCUGAUUAUAGUAUGAAGGUUACUUUCUUGGAACUUUACAAUGAAGAAAUAGUAGAUCUUCUUACCACAGAAGACUACUCCAGAUCUUUUGAGGAGAGGCAAAAGAAGCCCAUUUCGUUGAUGGAAGAUGGGAAAGGCUGUGUACUUGUAAGAGGUUUGGAAGAAGAAGCUGUAUACAGUGCCAAUGAUAUAUAUAAUCUCUUGGAACGAGGUGCAGCCAAAAGACGAACAGCAGACACCUUAUUAAACAAGCGAAGCAGUCGUUCUCAUUCAGUCUUUACAAUAACUGUACAUAUCAAACAAGCAACUAUUGGUAGUGAGGAGCUCAUUAAAUAUGGAAAGCUUAAUCUUGUUGAUUUAGCAGGAUCAGAAAAUAUUUCUCGCUCAGGUGCCCGAGAUGGUAGAGCACGGGAAGCUGGGGAAAUAAACAAGAGCUUGCUCACAUUGGGCCGCGUCAUUAAUGCACUGGUUGAACAUUCUGGUCAUGUGCCUUAUAGGGAUAGUAAGCUGACAAGGCUGCUAAGGGAUUCACUUGGUGGAAAGACCAAAACUUGCAUCAUUGCAACGGUUUCUCCAUCUGCUCAUUGUCUAGAAGAAACAUUGAGCACUCUAGAUUAUGCACACCGUGCUAAAAACAUCAAGAACAAGCCAGAGGCAAAUCAGAAGAUGUCCAAAGCUAUGCUGCUCAAAGAUAUGUAUUUGGAAAUUGAGAAAAUGAAACAAGAUCUUCGAGCAGCUAGGGAAAAGAAUGGUGUCUAUAUUCCACAUGAAAGAUUUGCACAGGAUGAAGCUGAAAAGAAGUUGAAGAAUGAAAAGAUAGAGCAACUGGAGAUUGAUCUAAACAUCAGUGAUAAGGAAGUAAAUAGAUAUCGUGAGCUCUACGAAAGUGAACAAGAAAAGAGGUUGAAUUUGGAAAGUGAUCUUAAAGAUUGCAAGGCAAAUUUGGAAAACAGUAACAAGGCGUUGUUAGAUAUUCAAGAAAAACAUAGGGAAGUUGUGUUAGUGUUGAAGAAAAAAGAACAUUUCAUCUCCAAACUUCUGGAUUCAGAAAAUUGUCUAGUUGAUCAUGCAAAAGGUCUGCGGAACAAACUACAAGAUGCAUCUGAGGACAUGACAGUAUUGUUCUCCAAAAUUGAUCACAAGAGCAAGUUGGAAGUAGAAAACAAUGGGCUUCUUUUGUCAUUUGGUUGUCAACUAGAUCACAACUUAAAAGACCUGCAGGAAGUUGUUUUCAGCUCAGUUUCACAACAGCAACAGCAAAUGAGAUGCAUGGAUGAACAUAUCUCUUUGUUUCUUGAUAGUAAACAUGAAAAAACGCAAGUUUUGGAAUCAAGGAUCAAGAACAUAACAGACACAUACACUUCAGGCAUGACGGCAUUGAAGGAGCUGGUUGACUCACUACAACUAAAAAAUUCUUUCGACUUGGUCCAUAUAAAAUCCCGAAUAUCAGAGCAUAUCAUUGAAGUUGAGAAUAUUUUUGCGAAAGCUGUUAUGGAGGCAAAGAAUGCCACUAGUGAUAUUCAGAACUCUAUUGCUGAACAGAAGCAAAUGCUGAUCUUUUCUGCUCAGCAACAUGACGAGGGACUACAUAGAAGUUUGGUGUCAGCACACGAAAUCUCAAUGGCAACAAUUGAAUCCUUUAGGAACCUCAGACAACAAGCUACCAAACUCAUGGCAACUCUUGAAGAAAAUCAUAUAACUAGAUCUCAUCAGCUAACAUCAUUUGAGAAGACAUUCAAGGAAGAUGCAGCUAGAGAAGAACAGUUGGCAAUAGAAAACAUUUCAGCAAUCUUAAGGAACUUGACGGCAAAACAAACUUCAAGGGUUUCUGAGGCAUCACAAAAUAUUCAUGACAUGAGUUCACAAUAUAACACAAUGUUGCUGCAAGACGUGUCAAACGUUAUUCAAGUGUCGGAAGAUGGAACCGUUGAGAUGAAAGAAUAUUUUGAAAAGGCAAAAACUCAUUUUACCGAAGAUAUGUUUGUUUCAACUGAAAACCGGGCACUUGUGGAGAAUUGCCUCGAGGAAUGUACAAACAAGGUCGAGAAAUCUUUAGGACAUUGGAAUAACACAAAGUUUGCUAUUAAUCGCCUUAAUGAGAGCAAUAUGGAAGAGACGGAAUCGUUUAUAAGAGAAACUAUACUCGUAAAUAAUCUCAGAAGUGAAGAAAUUGCUGCAACACAUGUGUCCGUGGAUGCAAAGUUCCAAUUGGAAACUAGUGAUUUGAAAUCAUCUGUCAAUGAUUCGUUGAUGUUGGACCAAGAAAUGAAAAGGGAAUUCGACUCCAUAUCGAAGAUAUGCACGGAUCAUCUGACAUCCUUAAAAGACAAGCACAGUGACAGAACGAGAAGUAUGUUAAACCAAGCCGAGUGCUUAAAGAAAGACUAUCGGGUUGAUCACGAUUCCAGUCCAAUAAAACAUGAGAUAGAUGUGCCUAGCUUGACAUCCAUAGAAGCAAUGCGAACACCUGCCUUUGAGGGUCUUUUAGCAGCAACAGAAAUUGCUUCUGAAAACAGACAAAUAUAUGUGGAACAUGGAAGUAAAGCGAAGAAUCAUCAACGAUUAAGCUCCGGAUCUCCAAACAGAAGUCCUUUCACAGAUGUAAACUAAAUUUUGGAUUAACGAUAUUGAUAUU
Erigeron canadensis is the source of this 3287-nucleotide messenger RNA. Its product is annotated as kinesin-like protein KIN-5B. Gene Ontology annotation, molecular function: plus-end-directed microtubule motor activity; microtubule binding; ATP binding. Gene Ontology annotation, biological process: microtubule-based movement. The transcript has 24 exons. Bases 83 to 3262 code for a protein of 1059 amino acids. Lineage: Eukaryota; Viridiplantae; Streptophyta; Magnoliopsida; Asterales; Asteraceae. The record is from RefSeq and is a predicted model, not a curated record.